GGCAGAGAAAAAAUCUCUGCAGAUCACUAACUCGGGGCGUCUACAAUAGAUUUGUACAUACUGUUAAAGGUGUAGGAUUAUUUUACAAUCACAAGGGAACGAAAAGGUCUUAUCUACCAGUACAAUGAGGGAACACCUGUCUCUCCUAGCCCUGGCUCUGGUUUGCUGCUGCUUCUGGAGCGUUCAGGCUGAAGUCUACACCUCUAUAGGUCAAAUGACAGACCUGAUAUACACAGAGAUGGAGUUGGUUCAGUCCUUGAAAGAAUAUAUUCAAGCAGAGGAGUCCAAACUUGCUGCUGUGAAAAGCUGGGCUAACAAGCUGGACGUGCUGACGCGUGCCUCCACCUCAGACCCAGAGGUCUACCUGGCCCACCCCGUCAACGCCUACAAGCUGAUGAAGAGACUCAACACCGAGUGGUCCGAGCUGGAGAGCCUUGUGCUGCAGGACCCCUCAGAUGGGUUCAUCUCCAACAUGACUGUACACAGGCAGUACUUCCCUGACGAGGAGGAUGAGAAAGGUGCUGCCAAGGCACUGAUGCGUCUCCAGGACACGUACAAACUGGAUUCAGAGAGUUUCUCCAAGGGCAAACUUCCUGGUAUGCACCAGAAUGCCAUCCUGACAGUAGAUGACUGUUACGACAUGGGGAAGACGGCGUACAACGAGGCAGACUACUACCACGCGGUGCUGUGGAUGCAGCAGGCCCUCAGGCAGAUGGAUGCAGGGGAGGAGCACGUGGUGUCCAAGGCUGAUGUCCUGGACUAUCUCAGCUACUCCGUCUACCAGAUGGGAGACCUGCCCCGCGCCAUCGAGCUGACACGCCGCCUAGUGGCCAUCGACUCGAGCCACCAGAGGGCAGGAGGGAACCUGCGUUACUUUGAGAAGCUGCUGUCCAAGCAGCUGAAGGAGCUGAACCAAGAGGUCCAGGAGCCGGCCACAGAGGAGCCCAUCCAGCUGGGGACCUACAAGAGACCCAAGGACUACCUGCCUGAGAGGGAGAUCUACGAGGGCCUGUGUAGGGGAGAGGGAGUCAAAAUGACCAGUGAGCGGCGCAGCCGGCUGUACUGCCGUUACCAUGACGGGAACAGGAACCCUCGCCUGCUGCUCCAGCCCAUGAAGGAGGAGGACGAGUGGGACAGCCCACACAUCGUCCGCUACCUCAACGCCCUUUCAGACUCAGAAAUUGAGAAGAUUAAGCAGCUGGCCAAGCCCAGGCUUGCGAGAGCUACUGUUCGAGACCCCAAAACAGGCGUCCUGACCACAGCAAACUACAGGGUAUCAAAAAGUGCCUGGCUGGAGGGGGAGGAGGACCCUGUUAUUGAGCGUGUCAACCAGAGGAUAGAGGACAUCACAGGCCUGACAACGCAGACUGCCGAGUUACUCCAGAUUGCUAACUAUGGGGUCGGAGGACAAUAUGAGCCACAUUUUGAUUUCUCCAGGAAAGAUGAACCUGAUGCUUUCAAAACAUUAGGCACUGGAAAUCGUGUGGCUACUUUUUUAAAUUACAUGAGUGAUGUUGAAGCGGGAGGAGCAACUGUGUUCCCAGACUUUGGAGCAGCUAUAUAUCCCAAAAAGGGAACUGCAGUCUUCUGGUACAACCUCUUUAGGAGUGGAGAGGGAGACUACAGGACUAGACACGCUGCCUGUCCUGUGUUAGUAGGAUGUAAAUGGGUCUCCAACAAAUGGAUCCACGAACGAGGUCAGGAGUUCAGGAGACCAUGUGGCCUGACAGAAGUGGACUGAACUUGACCUCCCACCCCUGAACCCUGGCUGGAGGAGUACACUCCAACUGCAGUGCCUGAACUUUUGAUUGAAAACACACACACACACACACACACACACACACACACACACACACACACACACACACACACACACACACACACACACACACACACACACACACACACACCCCCCUACCUACUGUGGUAUCCAUUAUGGCUUUUAACAAUGAUCUGAAGCUUGGGAGUCUGCAGUACCUAUGCAGAUAGAGAGAAAUGGAUAUGUAGCAUUAAAGUAUCUGAUUUCUUGUUUUGUUUACAUGUUUAUUUAGCAUUCAGAUGUUUCAUACGAAAAUGACUUAUGCAUAACCACAUACUGACUGCACAACCCUAUCAGAACAUACUGCUUCAUCUAUUCCUGUCCAUUUAUGUUUGUAUUUAUAGACUUCUUAAAUUAUUACACUGUAUGAUUGUGACCUUUUUAAAAGAUGGAAAAUGUGGAGCAGAAUAAACAGUGUAUUUGA
Molecule: messenger RNA, 2243 nt
Organism: Salvelinus namaycush (lake trout)
Lineage: Eukaryota; Metazoa; Chordata; Actinopteri; Salmoniformes; Salmonidae
Product: prolyl 4-hydroxylase subunit alpha-2-like
Exons: 15
Coding region: 125-1741 (538 amino acids)
Biological process (GO): peptidyl-proline hydroxylation to 4-hydroxy-L-proline
Cellular component (GO): endoplasmic reticulum
Molecular function (GO): L-ascorbic acid binding; procollagen-proline 4-dioxygenase activity; protein binding
Source: RefSeq, a predicted model, not a curated record